Messenger RNA from Wallemia ichthyophaga EXF-994, 3789 nucleotides. RefSeq names its product ERAD-associated E3 ubiquitin-protein ligase doa10. Gene Ontology annotation, cellular component: endoplasmic reticulum membrane. The record is from RefSeq and is a predicted model, not a curated record. NCBI's taxonomy places the organism in Eukaryota, Fungi, Basidiomycota, Wallemiomycetes, Wallemiales, Wallemiaceae. The transcript has 7 exons. The coding region runs from base 1 to 3789 and encodes 1262 amino acids.
AUGCAGGAUACUGCUUUAGACGAUGAGGAAUCUGUCGUUGCAGCUCAGAAGAAGGUAGAAGUUUAUAUCAUCCAUGUAAAUGCUCAGAAAGAACACUGCGAAAUAUGCAAGCAUUCAUUUGGAUUCACUAAAGUCUACUCCCCGUAUAUGCCUCCUCAAUUACCCAGAUUACUCUUCUUUAAAAGAGCCAUAAUCUGCGUAAUUAAAUGGUUUUUACACUCUCUACACUUCCUAUUAGUAGCCUUGGUUUGGCUCGGUUUCCUCCCUUACAUUACUGUCUGGUGCUGGCGCUGUUACUUUUACUUUGGUAACCUUAUCAUAUCAACAACAAACAAUCAACACGUUGAUCAAUCCAUUCUAGCUGCUUUGGCUGAUCAUAACAAUGCCACAUCAAAUUCUACACUCCCCUCCUCUCUUUCCCCACAAGACGAUCAAAACCCUUGGAAUUCCUUCCUUUGGUCGGUUAUAAAUGACAUAUUCCAAGGCCAAACCAUCACCUGCUCUUUGGUCGUCAUCUUCGUCGUCAUCUUCUUGCUCAGGGAGUGGGUCCUUCAACAAGGUCCUAUUAUUGACCAGUGGAGCGAUGUUGAUAGCUCAAAACCUCCUCCUCCACUCAAGCAAAUCCUUAUUGAACACCCCACUCAGCUUCCUACUCCCCCAAACCUUGAAGUUCCUCUUAACGAACGUCUACGCUUCAAGACUAAAGUUAGACAACUCCUCAACCCUCUCCAAAUUCCUAACUCCGCUGUUGCUUUCAAUAUAAGCGACAAUUCCUCUCAGACAUCAGACACAACCACUUCUUCUCAACUAAGACAGCGCAGAAUAAGUGAUAUCAUUAGGGAAGAUCACUCAUCUCAUGAUGUCAACGUUGCUGCAAAUCUUCCUCUUCCUGAAUCUCCUGCUGUUACUACAGGCUCAUCAUCUGCCCUAGACCUUCCAACCGGUCCCACCAGUCGAGCUUCUAACCUGCGUUCCAAUACAGCUGCUAAUCGUACAACGGAUUGGGUCACUAAUUCUGACAAUAGUGGCUUCAUGUCUCCUAACACCGCUUCAAGCUCAUCAGCCCUUGAUGAAAGCGAUGAUGGUAGUUGGGAGGAGAGGAUGGGUAUGAGCAUGAACAUGGGUAUGAGUGUAAAUCAGCCCAUCAGCAACGCUUUUCAACAUGACAGCGAUGAAAGCACUGGAGGUGAUUACAAUCACCGCGAGUUAGAUCGUUACUUUAUUCCAGAUGAGAAUGAAGAGGAUGAAAUAGAGGAGGAAAGGCGCAGUGAAGAUACACAAAUCGCUGAGGAUGACAACCCAAACGAGGAUAGAGAUGCUGGUGACGCUGAAGGUGGUAUAAUGGAAGAUGAGCUAGAUGGUCUUUUCGAAGCCGUUGGUCUACGUGGACCAGUAGCAAAUCUAUUCCAAAAUUCAUCUCUCAUGAUCCUUCUUUUCUUUAUCGGAAUAGGCUGUUUCAUCUUCCUUCCUUACACUAUAGGAAAGAUAUUUGCUCAGCUGCGGCCAAUAGAUAUCCCACUACUUCCUAUCCAUAUUACUCGCUGGUUUACUGAUCCAAUUUUUGACAUUUUAGCUCUUUUAAUGACGAAACUGUUUUUCUCAUCAAGUAAAUCAGGUUCAGGUAUACCAGAGAUGGCAAAGUUGCCAAUGCAAGUAAGGGUUCAGAAUGCGAUUGCUAGAGGAUUUGAAGCUGCAGAGAAUUGGUUGGGUAGCCGAGAAUCGCAAAGUAUUCUGUCCUUGAAAGGACCACCUCUAAAAAUAGUAAAGGGACUGCUAUCGUUCUUUCGGUCUAUAUUUGCUACCAAAUCACAGCCGAAUGAACCGGAAGCUCAGAGUAGCAUUUUUAACAAGAUACUAAACGUCUUGUCGAAAAUUCCCGUCCUCGGUGAUCACAUUAAUCAAUUGGAUAGUGUUGUUCAUCUGUACACUGCGUCCGUUGAUUGGGUUAAGCUCAAGUCAUGGUCAUUGGCACUAAAUGAUGGUACAUCUGAACGUGUAGUCUCAAUAUUGCUGGGCUAUGCAGUCGCCACCACAUUUGCUGCAAUCUACAUUAACACCAAUAACCAAGUGCUACAAGUUGCGAAUGUAGUCAAAGAAGCCAUGACACAGCAAGUCAUUCUCGCCAAGAUAGCUAUUCUCUUCGCCAGCGAAUUAAUCUUAUUCCCAUUGGCAUGCGGAAUAUUGCUUGAGAUUUGCUCUAUGCCACUAUACGCGGACAUAAGCUUCCAAAGCAGAUUAAACUACACCAUCAACUCACCAAUCACAAGCUUGUUUACAAAGUGGCUAUGUGGUACACUUUUACUGUUCUUGGUAUCGGUUCUCAUCACUGGGAUAAGAAGACUGCUCAGACCUGGUGUGUUGUGGUUUAUACGCGAUCCAAAUGAUCCAAAUUUCGCACCAAUGAGAGAUGUGCUGGAGCGUAGUGCUUGGACACACGUCCGUAAAUUAGCAUUUUCAGCAUUCUUAUAUUCGACAUUUAUUCUCUCAACUUUUGGAGUAGGUUUUUACGUGUUAAGGUUUGGAUUCUCGGGCAUUCUUCCACUGAGGUGGAAAAUGACGGAACCAAUCAGCAUUGUACCGGUCGAUCUUCUGUUUCUACAGUUUAUCAUGCCUUACACAAUUCGCAAGCUAGCUCCAAGAGAUCUCGCCAAAAAGUUUUACUCAAGAUGGUGGAGCUGGGCUUCGGCGCAACUUGGAUUGAGCUCCUUUAUGUUUGGUGGAAGAUAUAAGGGUGAAGAAAGCCGAUACAGAGUAUUCAAUUGGCAGACUUUGUUUGGAUUAAAACAGAGUAAGCGCAAUAUGAGAGUAGGUAAUUGGAUGAGAGUACCUGCAACAGACAAUGUGUCAUUCGAUCGGAAAAGACCUUGCCCAAUGCUCAUUCCCGUUGACGAGGCAGGUUAUCCCGUUGAUGGAAGUGGCGAAAAAGCUGUAGCAAACCAGUUGCGCGAGGCGGCAUUCGGUGGACGUGAUGCGGCUAAAGACUGGUGUGUUGUAUACGCUCCACCAAACUUUAAACGCCGUCUGCUAUGGUUCAUCGCAUAUUUGUGGGCCACUACUGUUACAGUUGCCAUCUCGAUUUUAGUACCAUCGAUACUAUUGGGUAGAUACGUGAUGGAUAACCUGACUGGCCGUGAAAUGCACGACAUAUACUGUUUGAUCGUUGGACUGUACGGUUUAUUAGCACCACCGGUAGUAUAUCAAAAGUUCAUCAAGAAUGUGACAGAUAGACAAGUUUAUAAAUUACUCAAAUCAGUUUACUAUGCUACAAGCUUAGGAUUCAUAUUCCCAACAUUAGUAGGAGUUACACUGGAAUUAGCGGUCAUCAUUCCAACAAAGUAUCUUGCCAACAGUUUGCAGUUCCCUCCACGAUUACACCUACCUCAGGCAUGGUGUUUGGGUUUGUUAAUGGGACGCUUAGCCUUGUUCACCUCAAGGAACAAGGACGUAAACGAGCCAGUCAAUCUGAUGAACAAGAUGUUAGUUGAGGGAUUUGAGAGUAUAUCCCUUAGUCAAUUUAACACUGGUGUUAUGAAGCCAAUUGUUGUGGAGGUCAGUAUGGCAUUGGUAGCUCCUACGAUUUUAGCAAACUACUCAACUAAGUUUGUUGAGAAAUACGGUUAUGAUUUCAUCAAUGCUGCUUAUAUUCACAUCUUCGCGUUCCCUUUGACGAGCUUACUCCUUUCAAUCAUAGAAUUGAGGGAUAAGAUAAGGGCUGUCGUGAGUAGGCUAGACGUAGUAGUGCGAGAUGAAGAAUUUCUCGUAGAAAGACAACUGCAAAAUGCAGAAUGA